AUGUAUUCUUGUCUUCACAAUAAAAGCGUAUUUACAGGACCUGUGACCAGUCUUCUGACUGCAUCCGCAGGACAAGAGCAACUUCACAGAAAGAAAAAAGUAAGCAUACUGUCAACCUUUAUAGCACCCUUCAAGUACCUGAGUCCUGGCGCAACCGCCAUGGAGGAUGAAGACAAUUUAAGUACCAGCAGUGCAGAAGUAAAGGAAAAUCGAAACAUUGGCAACCUGGAGGAUCAUCCAAUAUCCUCUAAUGAGAGGGCAAGAGGGGGAACACCUAGUAGUAAGAGAAAAAGACCUUUAGAGGAAGGCAAUAAUGGCCAUUUCUGCAAACUCCAGCUCAUCUGGAAGAAAGUCUCGUGGUCAGUGACACCAAAGAAUGCUCUGGUUCAGCUACAUGAACUUAAACCAGGUUUACAGUAUAAAAUGGUUUCCCAGACGGGUCCAGUGCAUGCUCCAGUCUUUGCUGUUGCUGUGGAAGUAAAUGGACUUACGUUUGAAGGCACAGGGCCCACAAAAAAGAAAGCCAAAAUGCGUGCUGCAGAGCUAGCUCUGAAGUCAUUCGUUCAGUUCCCCAAUGCCUGCCAAGCUCACUUUGCCAUGGGGAACUGCAUCAACCCAUCCACGGACUUCACUUCUGAUCAGGCAGACUUUCCAGACACUCUGUUCAAGGAGUUCGAACCAUCUACACACAGCGAGGACUUUUCAGUCUACAACCCCGUUAAUAAUGAAUUGCUUUCCACUGCUUAUCGACACAGGCGCUUACUCUGCCAUACCCUGGACUUAAUGGGCCACGGUAAGCAAAACAAGCACAAGAUGGCAUCCAAAGCAGAGAGCGAGAAGAACCCAGUGGUGCUGCUAAAUGAGCUGCGGUCAGGCCUGCGGUAUGUGUGCCUGUCGGAGACGGUGGAGAAGCAGCACAUCAAGAGUUUUGUGAUGGCAGUGCGAGUGGACGGGAGAACAUUUGAAGGCUCAGGACGUAGCAAGAAGCUGGCCAAGGGUCAAGCAGCACAGGCGGCCCUGCAGGCCCUCUUUAACAUUCAGCUGCCCAGCCACAUUCCCAGCAGGAGUAAAUGUCACCAUUUGCCACAGGAUUUUGCCGACUCCGUAUACCAAAUGGUUGCACAGAAGUUCCAGGAGCUGACAGACAAUUUCACUUCCAUGCAUGCACGCCACAAAACUCUUGCAGGCAUUGUGAUGACCAAAG
Cariama cristata (Red-legged seriema) is the source of this 1204-nucleotide messenger RNA. RefSeq names its product double-stranded RNA-specific editase B2-like. The record is from RefSeq and is a predicted model, not a curated record. NCBI's taxonomy places the organism in Eukaryota, Metazoa, Chordata, Aves, Cariamiformes, Cariamidae. Gene Ontology annotation, biological process: adenosine to inosine editing; RNA processing. The transcript is spliced from 4 exons. Gene Ontology annotation, cellular component: nucleolus; cytoplasm. Gene Ontology annotation, molecular function: tRNA-specific adenosine deaminase activity; double-stranded RNA binding; double-stranded RNA adenosine deaminase activity. The annotation marks the transcript as partial.